This is a messenger RNA of Cynoglossus semilaevis (tongue sole), 3385 nucleotides long. It is a transcript of the gene scnm1, whose product is annotated as sodium channel modifier 1. Gene Ontology annotation, cellular component: nucleus. Bases 123 to 893 code for a protein of 256 amino acids. The transcript is spliced from 8 exons. Lineage: Eukaryota; Metazoa; Chordata; Actinopteri; Pleuronectiformes; Cynoglossidae. The record is from RefSeq and is a predicted model, not a curated record. Gene Ontology annotation, biological process: RNA splicing.
AUUAUCCCGGAUUGUCUAGUGAGAUCGUAAAUGUAGCGUUACUAUCAACAGGAAGGAGUGCGUUGUGUAGCUUGAUAGCUGUCGAAUUUGCAUUUACCUUUAAGGAAAGUACACGUUUAAACAUGUCGUUUAAAAGGGAAGGCGACGACAAGAGUCAGUUGAACAUACUGAAGAAACGACGUGUGGCGGAUCUUCUGUCGAAUUUUAUUCCAGAAGAUGAAGCCGCUUUAUUGAAAAAUGGAAGAUACACUUGCCUCGUGUGCUCCUAUCGUCCCGUGUUUGAUACGGUUGACAUGCUGACAGUGCACAGAAAGGGCAAACGGCAUCUAGAAGGAUUGAAAUCUCACUAUGGAAGAAAAACACAGUUGAAAAAUGAAAUAACCAAGAGGAAACAUGAAAACUACAUCCAGGCUGAAGACAGGAAACAGGAACCCUCCAGCUCAGCACCAUUACUGGAACAAACCCGGAAGCUCACACAUCAUGCCUUGUUGAAGACUGUACCAUACAACAGCUGCCAUCAGAAAACCAGUACCAAAUCUGAGAAAGCUUCAUCAAGCAACACUUCCAGUAACAGCUGCAUCAGUUACCACAAAACACCGUCGGAGGACGUAGACAAAAGUGCAGAAAGUAAAGUUUUGUUGAGCACCGUACCAAGCACCUCCACUAGUCUAACAAAAGCCAAUAAAGAGUUUGAUCUAUCGGAAGACGCUAAAGGAUCUCAGCUUGUAGUCCCACCAGAGGCAAAGCCUAUGACAGCCAUUAGGAGGAGAGAGCUGGAGCAUUACCUCAAACUAAAAAGUGAUGGAUGGAUACAGGACCGCAGCGGUCAGUGGAUUAAAGAUGAGAAUGUGGAGUUUGAUUCAGAUGAGGAGGAACCUCCUGCACUCACAUGACUAUCAUAGGUCUAUGGCAUGACUAAAAACUGUGAGAAACACAGAUUUACUCAUACCACAGUGGUAUAAUCGAACAAUAUGGUUGCAUAGAACAACCAUGAAAUCAAUCUCACGGGUUUUCAACCAGCACCAAGAGCAUUACUCUGAAUAACAAGGCCUUCUUUUGUUGUGUGUCUUCUCAUUGAAGAGGAAUCACACCAGUUAUCAUCAGCUGCAUCUUGUGAUGCUUCUUCUUCUCCUAUAUGUUGUAUCAGGCCAAUACAUUUGCGACAUAUUUUUGCAUUUUUGUUUAAUUUUGUAAUUCCAUUUUACACGUGAGCACAAUGUGAUUUAAAACAGAAGAAAAUUGUAAAUGUCUGUAACAACUUCAUAGACUGGGGAAGUUGUUGUGUAAUCCACCAGAGGGCGCGCAAAGCACAGCUUGAUCAACUAUAGAAACCUUUUUGAAAAUGUUUUAAAUGCUGUACUGAUAUUUUAAAAAAAACUAUCCUAGUCCUAGAUGAUAAGAGGAAGUAUUUCUAUUUGCAAAUGGAGGGAUGAAGACAAGGGGAUUUGAUUAUAGAAGAUGUAAAAUAGAUCAUCACAACAAAGAAAUAACAGGAUUGCAGUAGCUGCAAAGAAAAGUAGGCUGCAUUCUUGUGAAGCUAGGUAGCUGUAAACAGCAGAGACAGCGGUAAAUGCACCAGGACUUGGGUUGAUUAACAAAAGAGAAAACAGCAGAAGGUAACAUUUAAGACCCUUCAUAGAAGAUUCAAGGACUUAAAGAAGGUGACAACAAAGCUGAACGAAGGAAAGGGUUUAAUGUAGUAAGACAAUAAAUGCAAGUAAUUGUAGCAACACACCAUCAUGAACCGUAGGUUUAAACUAGAGAGAGGGUCUUUACUCUGAUUAUUAUUAUUAUUAGGCAAGCAAUGAAGCCAUGGUCAAAAGUCAGGACAUGCUAACUGCAAAGACCCUAAAUGCCAACUCUAUCUGACAUCUUGAAUUAUUCUUUAUUUGAGCAAUUAAAAAAGACUAAGGAAGUAAUAGAAUAUUUAAAUAUAACAGUUUAGUUUUAUGCUCUGAGAUAAAAUAACAACAGCAAGAGAGUUGAUUGACAAUGUAAUGCCAAGAAAAGCUAAACUGCUAGUAUUAGCACUAAUCUGAUUAAGAAGCCACUGGUUAUGGAAUUUUUUUUUUGUAGCACAAGCAUAUAUCAAGGUGAGAACAGGAGCUGGGCAGAAAAACUGAUGUUAGUUCAUCAAAGCAAAAGUAAGGGAGAUCUGGGACAUCAUGUCAGUUUGAAGCUCACUAAAAACUCACUAACCAAAUCAAAACAUUCCAAGUAACCAAAUGUCAGUCAGCAUUCAAGCAUGAAUAAAGUUGUAAAUUUACCAAAAACAAUCUUAAAUCAUUUUGCAUUCAUGCAUUCCAAAGCACUGUCAAAUUCAUCUUUGAUCAAGUUUCGGCUAGAAGAUAAAAAUUAGCAAACUAGAGCAGUAACCUCAGCAAUGCUGUGAAAAUCCUCAGAGGUUAACAGCUGUCUCUGCUCAUAAAACUCUGCUGCUGCACAUGGGUGCAACCCUCCUAAAGUUGGGGCUUAUAUUUGGAACCAGGAAACUUUAGCCCAACGGACUUGGUUACAUUUCCCAUCAGGCUUGGGGGUUAAAAAUAACUCAGGUGCUUGUUGGAAAUCAGAGGAUCAGAAAAGACUUUAAGGGAUUAAAGUGCUACGGAAGCGUACAAGAGGAGUUCAUGUCUAUAAUAAUGCAGUUCACGUCAAACAGGCUCAUCACUUUUAUCAUCAUAGCAUCAGUAGAAUAGCGGUUAUUAGCUUGUAAACUUUUACUGCAGCAUAUUUAUCAUCCAAAAAGAGACAUUGUCAGUUAACAUUUAAUCAAGGCAGUCACACGUAGAUGAACCACUAGAGGGCCUUAUAUAAUCUGUUUUAAGAGCCACUUUUCUAUAACAAUAAAAGCUACCGCAUUUUGGCUAGCUUAGCUAUUUACGAGCACUGUUUCAUUUGAGGUAUUUUAAACUUUUUGAAUUGAUGUCUGGGUAAUUUUUACUAAAUUUAGAAUCAGUUUUGCUUUUUUCUCAUUGUUCCAGGGUAAAUGAAUAAUCUGUAGGCAUAAAUAGCAAUGCUAAAGAAAAUUUGAACUGGGAAACUGUAAAAACAUAGAACAAAUUGUUUGACUUGACGUACACAUUUUUUAAAUGGUUGCCACUUAAUGGAGUCAACAAUUACUUACCGGCGCAACAUAAUUUGUUUAAAGUCAGGAAAUAAACAAACAAAAAUAAAACAGAAGUGAAGUUUCCAAACACUGAUAACAAAUACUUUAAUAUAUAUUUUUUUUAUUUAAAUUAUUUACAGUUUGUAUUCUUCCCUUGGUUAGCACCACAUUGAAAAUAAGUAAACGUUUGGGUGUGGGAUGAAGUUGGCAACACACAAAAGCUAAAUGCGCUAAAAAAAAAAAGACACCUCACAAGUUGCUCGUGUCCUACACACAUUU